This is a messenger RNA of Tribolium castaneum (red flour beetle), 3240 nucleotides long. RefSeq names its product sodium/potassium-transporting ATPase subunit alpha. The record is from RefSeq and is a predicted model, not a curated record. Gene Ontology annotation, molecular function: ATP hydrolysis activity; P-type sodium:potassium-exchanging transporter activity; ATP binding. Gene Ontology annotation, cellular component: plasma membrane. The transcript has 11 exons. Lineage: Eukaryota; Metazoa; Arthropoda; Insecta; Coleoptera; Tenebrionidae. Gene Ontology annotation, biological process: potassium ion import across plasma membrane; intracellular sodium ion homeostasis; sodium ion export across plasma membrane.
AAGUGGCUUAUAAAUAACCCCACCUCUUUAUCGAACCUUGGACUAGAGGGGGAAGUAUUGACAAAGGAUGAGUUUUUUCCAGUUCAAUCAAGUCGGGAUUGCAUUGCGCACAUUACCCUCCCUUACCUGAUCCCAAUUUUCUCAAAAAAUUCAAACACGCGCGGAUAGAAUUGGACCCCGGACAGGCCCUUGCGUCGCCCCCUAUUGAUUUCCGUCAAAUCUGUCAGCACAAUAAAUGUCAAAUAGUUUAUAAAAUGCCCAUCCUUUACAAAGCCAAAGGUCGGCUCUCGGCCAAAGAGCAAAGCGCCGCUCGCCUUGAAAACUUCCGACAGGAGGUGUCAACCGACUGCCAUAUCAUCCCUCUAGAGGAACUCUGCAACCGGUUUGACACCGACCCGGUCGUGGGCCUGACACCGGCCAAAGCCAAAGAAGUCCUCAUGCGAACAGGGCCCAACACUUUAACCCCGUCCAAGAGAAAAUCGCAAAUUAUCAAAUACAUCGAAUCCCUUUUUCACGGUUUCUCGGCGUUGCUCUGGAUCGGGGCUCUGCUGUGCUACGUUAGUGUUCUAAUCCAAUAUUUGCACAGCGAUAAAAAUAAGCGAAAAAUCGAUAUGGACAAUAUAGUGCUGGGGGCGGUACUGAUCCUGGUGGUCAUAGCCACUGGCAGUUUUACCUUCUACCAGGAGCGCAAAAGUCAAACUAUUAUGGAUUCUUUUGCACGAAUGGUACCAGCCAAAGCCACGGUUAUCAGAGACAGUACUCCUGUUAUGAUUGAGUCACGGAACGUGGUUUUGGGUGAUUUGGUUGAUUUGAAAUUCGGGGAUCGAGUCCCGGCUGAUAUUCGUAUAAUUCAAAGCCAAAGUCUGAAAGUUGAUAAUUCCCCAAUAACCGGCGAGUCUGAGCCCCAAAGCCGCAGUGACACUUCAAGCGACGAUAAUUUUUUAGAAUCGCGAAACGUUGCCUUUUUUUCCACAAAUGUGGUCGAAGGGAUCGGUCGUGGGAUUGUUAUAGCCUGCGGUGACCAGACUGUCAUGGGCCGAAUCGCCGGCUUAACAGCCCGCCUUCAGCCCAACAAAACCCCAAUGGCCAAAGAACUGGAGCGCUUUAUGCGGAUUAUAAGCAUCUGGGCUAUAGCGCUGGGUGUGGCCCUUGGAAUAACGUGCUUAUUCCUGGGCCAUUCGGUCAUCAAAACCCUUUUAUUUUCCAUCGGCAUGAUCGUGGCCAACGUUCCUGAGGGACUCCUGGCCACGGUCAUCGUCUGCUUGACCGUCACCGCCAAAAGAAUGGCCACACAGAAUUGUUUGAUCAAAAAAUUGGAAUCGGUUGAAACCCUCGGUUGUACCUCGGUAAUUUGCUCAGACAAAACUGGGACUUUAACCCAGAACCGGAUGACAGUUUGCCACGUUUGGUACAACGGCCAAGUCGUCGAGAUUGAUUUUAAUAAUUUGCGGAAAAUCCCAAAACCCAUUGAUUUAGGUAAACCGGAGGUCUAACCCAUUUUGUUAGUUCGGUUAGGUUUCAGGAAUUUAAUUAGGUGUGCGACUUUAUGUAACCGUGCUGAGUUCGUGUCAAGUGAUGAGAAUAAACCAAUUGUGCAAAGAGCAGUGCGCGGGGACGCGUCAGAAGGCGCAAUUUUGAAAUUCGUCGAAGUUUUGAAUAUUUUGGGCGAAAAUUUCAGAAAAUCGAACCCGAAAUUGAUCGAAAUCCCGUUUAGUUCCUCGACGAAAUAUCAGAUUAGCGUCCACGCUUUGGACAACAAAAAAUGUCUCGUUGCAAUGAAGGGCGCCCCUGAAGUGAUCCUCGAACGUUGCAGUUCGAUCUUCCUCCGUAACGAAACAAAAACACUAACUCCCGAGUUGCUCCAACAGUGCAACUCGGCCUGUUUGGAGUUUGCCGAAAUGGGGGAACGCGUGCUGGGAUUUUGUGACUUACAGCUGGACGAUAGUUACACUCCCAAUUUUAAAUUUACAGUCGAUCCUGUUAAUUUUCCCCACCGCGGUUUGCGUUUUCUGGGAUUGAUCGCAAUGAUUGAUCCGCCGAGACCGCAAGUCCCUGAUGCUAUAACCAGGUGUAAAGCGGCAGGGAUUAAGGUGGCGAUGGUCACAGGGGACCAUCCUAUUACAGCAAAAGCCAUAGCCAUGAAAGUGGGGAUUAUAACCGAAGGGAUUGUGCAUCAAUUUGCAACUGCUGAGGCUGUACGGAGUUAUACGGCCCGGUUUAGUGAUCCGGGGGCUGUGGUGGUGCAUGGCAUUGUCCUGAAGGAGCUGCUUCAUGAAGAACUCGACGAGCUUUUGUUCAAUCACGCCGAAAUUGUUUUCGCGAGGACUUCGCCCACGCAGAAGCUGCAGAUUGUUGAAGGGUACCAAAGGCUGGGGGAAAUAGUUGCUGUGACUGGUGACGGCGUGAAUGACGCCCCGGCCCUAAAAAAGGCUGAUACGGGCAUCGCCAUGGGCAUUUGUGGCACGGAAGUGUCCCAACAAGCCGCUGAUAUUAUCCUGCUGGACGACAACUUCGCGUCCAUUAUCACAGGAAUCGAAGAAGGCCGCCGAAUUUUUGAUAAUCUCAAAAAAUCCAUAACUUAUACUUUGGCCUCCAACAUUCCGGAAAUUCUGCCAUUUUUGGCGUACGCCUUUGUUGGCAUCCCUCCCCCCUUAGGUGUUGUUGCUAUUCUCUGCAUUGACCUUCUAACAGACAUGAUGCCCGCCAUAAGCCUGGCUUACGAGAAAGCCGAAACCGAUAUCAUGCUCCGACCGCCGCGUAACCCGCUCCGGGACCGGUUAGUUAACCGGAAAUUGUAUUUUUUAGCGUAUGGUAAUCUCGGGAUGAUGGAAGCUUUGGGUGCUUUUUUGGUUUAUUUUCUCAUAAUGGCGGAGUUUGGUUUCAUGCCGAUGGGUUUAAUCAAUAUACGGAACGACUGGGAAUCCCAGGGAAAAUUGUUAAACGAUUCGUACGGCCGGACUUGGAACCACUCGCAACGAAGAGUGUUGGAAAAUACGUGCAAUACGGCCGUUAUGAUGUCGGUGGUUGUGACCCAAUGGACGAACUUAGUGGCUUGUAAGACACGAGUUAACUCAAUUCUGGUACAAGGGAUGGGCAAUAUGGUGCUAAACGCGAGCUUGGUGGUCGAGACUGCGCUCACGGCUAUACUUUCCUACACCCCUUACAUGUACCACCUGACUUUUUACCCCUUGAAAUGGUGGUGGUAGGUCAAUAAUGGGACAAACCGCAUAUUUUUUGUUG